Strongylus vulgaris is the source of this 297-nucleotide messenger RNA. Lineage: Eukaryota; Metazoa; Nematoda; Chromadorea; Rhabditida; Strongylidae. The record is from the annotation of a GenBank genome assembly.
AUGAGCGGUCGCAAGAUCGCGGAUGCAGCUGUAAAGAACCGUACACAGACGCCAUUUUGGACAUGGCUUCGUAACAAAUUGUUGGCUGUAGACAGACAACCCGGUAUUCCACCACCUGGUCUACCAACAAAAGAUGGGAAGGCUGUGUAUCACAAUCCCCUCCGUUUUCCCAACACUCAGGCAGCUCGGCCAGGCUCAGCUGAAUUACCCACUUUGCCUGGAGGUAUUCAUCACAAAUUAGCCGACAAUUACUAUUAUACGAGGUAUGGAAGUAAAUCUGACAAUUCAGUCAUUUUU